GGAGCAGUUAUUGGUUUGCCUCGUGCAUCCUUCCGUAUUCGAGAGAAAUAGGAUUGCCUACGAAGCUAAAAGGCCCCACGAUCGUCAACCUCCAACCGUCUCCAUCGAGAUUUGCUCGUCACACCUGGCCUUUUAAGUUUAUUUUAGAACGGGCAAGACAGGCAGGGUCGAGGCCGAUCCCCAUCUCCGGCCGGCCUGGUGGUGGCGUCGAUAGUUGCCCGUCCAGCGUCCACACCCUCAAAAGAGGGAAGAAAAAAUCUGCCCGCCCCAUCCUUCAGAUCUUGAAGUUAAUAAAUAAGUAUACAUCUCGAAUCCUGGAUUCAUGCACUUGUGAUUGAUGGGCGAUUUUGGGUGGUAUCUUCUAUACCCCUAAUCCCUAAUCUACCGGCAGCGGGUGACGUACCGAUCACGAUCACCUUGUCACAUUUGGAAGCGCCAACUAUUCUUAGCGCAAAUCCCCCGCCACUGGACGCAUUCGAAGCGCAUAUCACGGAUUGCGGCCUUUUCUCCAUGUCAUGCUCUAUGACACACCUCUACACUUCUUCCUCUGAAAACCACCCUCUUCAACCAACUUCAUGUUCGACAGCCAUGUCCUGUCUCUCGUCGCCUCCCGGUGACCACCGGUCAAUCACGUCCAGACCCAAACUGACGUUACAAACCACCUCUCUCCCGCGCACGUUUGGCAGUUCGACCACCGGCCUCUCUCUCUCCUUCGCCGCUGGUCCAACCGCAUCGCCGACCGUCCGCAACACCUUUAAGAAUGCUUAUGAUGUCGCCUCCCCCGCCUCCGCGACAAGUUCGCCCUCCUCCACGGCCCCUCCUAGCUUCCGAUUCAACGGCAACAAGCCGAUCUCUCCAUACGUCUACCACGCGAACAACAAUCCAAAUACCUUCAGCUAUCGCCCCUACCAACUCCCCAUAGGCGUGCACAGUAUCCUACGCAAUUCCCCCCUCGAAUCAGCCUCGCGGCGCCGCUCCGGCUCCAUUUCCGCAGGCACCAGCGGACCCGGUGGCGCAGGCGCACGCCGGGUUUUCUUCCCCGCCAAGAAGCAAGUGAGCUACCGGAAUCCACUCGAGGAGGAGAUCCGCACCGAACGCUACACGGCGCAGCAUCUGGACCUAUUUCAAGACGACGAGUCGACCGAGGCUGUGCAGGACGAGGCACACCCGGGGCCGGAAGAACCAACGCCCGCAUCCGCCGAGGACGACGACGAUGAUUCAGCUAGUCUCCUGUCACAUUCGAGCAGUGCUUCCAGCGAUGAUGUGAGCCCUAAUGAUAGCACAAACACGCCGCUAUCCAAGACCGAACGCAAAAAGCGGCGCACCAUGCGCGCAGAGCGACAAGUUCGAGCUGUUGCACUCCUCGACGGCUUCGAUACGGAUCCCUACGCCUCGUCUACACCCCAGACUCCCCGCCAGGGCCGAGUCAAGCGCCGUCGCGACUGGAAGUGGACGCUAGGCCCCGUCAGUACCGUUUCUGAUGAUGUGCAGGCUGAAUUACCGGUGCAAAUACCUGCACCUCAGCCGGUUGAUCCGCCACCUGAAAAGCCACCCAGCAAAUGACUAUAUGGCUGGCAAACACUUUCAUUUUGCAUAUUUUCGAUCCUUGUUUGCAUAAUGGCGAUGCAUAUAUACUAUCUUGUUUGACGAAUCAUGUUCUCCAUCACAAAUAGAGGCGCCGGUGGCUUUUUUUCUCUUGUGAGUUAGCCCGUUUAUAGGGCACAUAAUUCUACUAUAUAUCACCUUCUAUUAAAGACACGCUUGAACCUCGGUUCACUCUUCUUUUCUUGAAUAUAUUUUUAUCUUUACUUUUUCUCAUGUUCCCCCUAGUUGGCUCCUACCUCCAAGUCCCUCAUUCAUAAUAUUAUUUCAC
This is a messenger RNA of Penicillium brasilianum, 1873 nucleotides long. NCBI's taxonomy places the organism in Eukaryota, Fungi, Ascomycota, Eurotiomycetes, Eurotiales, Aspergillaceae. The record is from the annotation of a GenBank genome assembly.